AUUAUUAUUUAUUAUUAUUAUCAAUAAAGUGAUUCAGCUAAAAUCAUGUAUAUUUCCUGUAUACUCUCUUGAUUUACACUCCAGGCCUGUAGGUGGCAGCAAUGGGCCUUCAAGCUGGUUUGAUAGAUAUUAAUAGAAAGUCUAAAGAAGCAGGUGGGGACCCACGCUGACCUCCGGGAGCUUUCAGCUAAUGUACGAACUUUUAAAUAUUAAACACCACACACUGAUUUAACCUGAGGUUUUAUUCAUGAACCCUUUGUGGUGUUUAGUUUUUAAACAAGCCGCCGCAGGUUGAGUUCAAUUCGCGGUUUUAGCGUGUUUGUCUCCCUGUUAGCAUGCGGCUAACCGGGGUAGCUGUGUGACUCCAGCCGCCUCUCACCCUCCACAUCGCCGCCUCUCUUCAGUCUGCUUCUGCCCUGUUGUCACCUCGCUGGCUCCGGGGACUUCAUGUUGAACCGCCUCCCCGCUGCCCUCACUCUGAUCCCCCGCCGCCUGCUCCUCUCCUCCCCGAAGACUCUGACCCGAGCCUGCCGCCGCCUCCUCGGCAUGGAGCCCGCCGUGGUGAGGUGUCUCCCCGGGGAACCCAAACUCACCAUCUCCUUCACCCUGGACGGCAGCAACAAGCACAUGCUGCGGGACCAGAACGAGCCGCUGGCUAAGGUCCUGGCCCGGAUCUCUAACGGCCUCGCCAAGGGUCAGGGGAAGGCGAAGAAGUCGAAGAAGCACAAGUCGCAGCAGCCGAGCGAAGCCCCGCAGCCCUCGGCCGUGGUGAAGCUGUUCUACGGGGGGGACGAGGUGCCCGACACGGUGCUGAACUCGGAGGCCUGGCGGGACGGAGCCGUGCUGCAGGUGGGAGACGUCAAAUACUCGGUGCAGAGGAACUCGCCCACCUUCACCACCGCCGAGCUCCCGGUGUCUCUGAUGGCCGGGUUCCCCGUCUGCCCCAAACUGGAGGUGGAGUUCGGGGACCUGCAAGAGUGCGAGUUCACCUGGUUCAAAGAAACAGGCCCAGACACAAGCCCUAAAGUUGCUGGGGAGGUUGAAGGUCUGGAAUCAAGCUGGACUCAGGUGGGAUGUGGGAGAGUCCACAUCCCGUCCAAUAAGGACAUUGGCUGCAGACUCAAACUCCGCUGCACACCCAAAGAUGGAAGUCGCAGUGGCUUGGCCAAGGAGCUGGUCUCUGUGGGAGCCGUGGAGGCCGGACCAGGCAUGUGCACAUUUGACGACCGACACGUGUACACUGUCAGAGAGGCAGAGUGGCCCGCUAUUAGGGUUGUGUCCUACAACAUCCUCGCAGAUGUCUACGCCCAGACAGAACUGUCCAAGACGGUGCUGUACCCGUACUGCGCCCCCUACGCUCUGCAGCUGGACUAUAGACAGAACCUGGUCAAGAAGGAGCUGGCUGGAUACAACGCUGACAUCAUCUGUCUGCAGGAGGUUGACCAAGGGGUGUUUGUGGACAGUCUCACUCCGUCUCUGGAUGCCUUUGGUCUGGACGGAGUUUUCAAGCUGAAAGAGAGGCAGCAUGAAGGACUGAGCACUUUCUACCGCAGGUCAAAGUUCCAGCUGCUGAGUCGUCACGACAUCAUGCUGAGCGAGGCGUUGACCUCUGACCCCAUCCAUUCUGAGCUGUUGGAAAAGGUUUCUGCAAACAGCGACCUGAAGGACAGAAUAGUGCGGAGAUCCACCUCGCUGCAAGUCAGUAUACUGGAGGACCUGAAGACACCAGGCAGGAAGGUGUGUGUGGCCAACACUCACUUGUACUGGCACCCAAAAGGAGGGAACGUUCGCUUGGUCCAGAUGGGCGUCGCCCUCCGACACCUGAGUCGUGUGAUCCGCGAGGUCGCUCCUGGAGCUCCUUUAGUCUUUUGUGGAGACUUCAACUCCUCCCCCACCUCAGGUGUCUUCCAGCUGGUCACUGAGGCCGUGGUUCCUCAGCAGCACGCAGACUGGAGCAGCUCAGGUCAGGAGGAGUCCUGUAAUAUGGAGCUGCUCUCUGGUUUCCCCCCACUGCUGAGCGCCUGCGGCCAGCCGGCCUACACCAACUAUGUGGGAGGAUUUCACGGCUGCCUGGAUUAUAUCUUCAUACAACCUGACACUAUGCAGGUGGAGCAGAUGAUUCCUUUGCCAAGUCACCAGGAGGUCACAACCCAUAAGGCUCUGCCCAGUGUGGCACACCCAUCUGACCACAUCGCCCUCGUGUGUGACCUGCGCUGGAGCCCCUGACCUCUGACCUCUGACCUCCAAUCACCUGGUUAAAGAUGCUUGAGAACUGCAACUACAUUCUGACUUCAUUCUUAACUCUUGAAUGAAGUCUGAACAAAGUAACGUGUUCCUACAGGUUAAUGGAGAUCAACAAAAAAUCAUGUCAGAUUAUUUAGUCAUUAAUAUCAAGAACAAUUUAUCAUCACUGAUAUUCAGUGUUGGAUCUGUCACUUUAUAAAAGUUAUUAAUUCAUUCAUUUUGCUCGUUUGUUCUCUCAGAAGUGAUCAGUUUGACUGGUACACAUCAUAUCAGCAGUAGAAGUGUUGGGACUGGUUCUUCUUAAACAACCAUUAUAACAGAUUUUAGACCACAUGUAAACUCAUGAGAUUCAAUAUAAGUAUUUAUUAUUUUUAAUAUGGUCAAAGAAGUUGCUUGAAUUGUUAAAUAAAUUUGAGUCUACUGAAACGUCCAUG
Molecule: messenger RNA, 2678 nt
Organism: Paralichthys olivaceus (Japanese flounder)
Lineage: Eukaryota; Metazoa; Chordata; Actinopteri; Pleuronectiformes; Paralichthyidae
Source: RefSeq, a predicted model, not a curated record